GUCCUGUGCGCUUAACGCUCCACCGGAACAGGAGACCUGCCACAUUACGCACGGGGAGUUCACCAAGCACGCCUGUUCCGCGAGGAGACGGGAGGGAAGAGAACUUACAGAACAAAGCUAACGAUUUCAUGUUUUUGUUUACGAAAAGGAAGAGUUUGUUACUCCAUCCCUGUAUACAGAGUGGAGUUUUGGGACAUUUUUGAUAUUUUUCUCUGUAGCCUAUGGUUAUUUUAAGAUUAUUUUAAAAGACUGUGUUUGAGGAGAUUAAAAGAUUAUUCAGAGUGAGAGCUGACUCGUUCCCGGACUUUAUCUCCAAGGACUGCUCGGAGACCACUGACCCCUCAUGAGAUACCCACAAGUCACCUGGCAUUUGACCCGAUAACCAUGGACGUCCGAGUGCAGGCCAAUCCUAACCUCCAUUUCGGGGUCAACGGGGGUCAUGAUGGCGCUAAUAGAAACUCCCGCAGUAGACCAUUUGAGGAUAACGCGCUUCAGUUCUUAAGCCAGGAGGAGCAGGAUUGUAUCCUGUUCUUUGAGGAGACCAUUGACUCCCUUCUGACUGCCCCAGUAGUAGAUGAGCUUGAUGGACCAGGACCCCCCAUCCUGGCAUCUGCCCCCAGCACCGUACCACCCCGCUCAGCCUUGGACAGACCCACCAGCACCAAGGACCAGGACAUCAUAGACCUGGUUCGCCCAGCACAGUCUGAUCUAGUCCACCCCAUACAGGCACCGUUCAAGUCCUCCAUGCCAGAUUUCACCCAGAAUAUGGUGAUGAACAACCCUGAGAGGCAUUUUGAUAACAAACCGAGGCGCGAGGUGAUGGAAAACUUCCCUACAGAGUGCAACCUGACCCUUCCUGGAAAAGACAAUGCCCCCUAUGGCCACGCCCUGUACCAGCCUGUAGGCUCCGUUCCCACCCCCGUCGUCAUCGCCCAGAAGAUCGCCGAGAACCAGGGGAGCGGGGGGAACACCAACAUCCUCUCCUCCUCCCUCCUGUCCAACCACCGUAGGAACCUUGAUUUGGAGAACAUAGAGAGACCACCCACCUCCCCAGAUUAUCCAAUCAAACAGGGUCCGAACACCUCAGCCAAGCCCAACCAUUACCCCGUCAACAUCAGCAUGAUAAUGGGCAGCAAUCAGCACCACAGUGAUUCGCUGGCCAGUGUGAACCUCCAGGACAGGAAGUCUCAGAUGCUGGCUAACCUAUCAGGGACGUCCCACCCUUUGGAGGCAGAGAAACUCCAUGGGCUGCAGAAGGUCCAGGUAAAACUUCCCACCCGCAGUGUGUCUUUCAGGGAUCCCACUCCAAAUAAGUCCCGGAUGGAGGCACUGUCCAAACUGGGCUUGAGCCGAAACCGCUCCCCGUCAGGGGAUUUCUCUCUUAUAAUCACCCCCAAGAGCAGCACAAACGCCAAACCCGCUGCUGCCCCGAUUCCGGUUGCCACCCCUACACCCGUUCCUACACCUACACUGACACCCAUGAGUAAACCAGGCGUGGCCAGACAGGCAAGCCCCUUGCCACCAGUAACAGUCAACACCAACAGCUCUCACGCCAGUAUCCAUGACAACAUGCCUGCUUCUCCCCCGCCCGAAGUCUCGUCCAAGGACUUUAACAGCUACGGCGGGAAGACCAUCGUGGUGAACCCCUCUAAGGCUGCUGCUGCUGCUCCCUCCAUCAGCAGCCAUGGCAGUAAGGCCCACCCAGUGACCUCUCACAGUGACUUCAACCCUUACGGGGGUAAGACUAAGGUAAUGAAACCUGCUCCUGUUACCACAACCAGGCCUGAUCUACCACAACCAGACAUCCAGAGCAGGGCCAUAUCUCCCCCAGCAUCCACCUCCGCCAGAGUGAUACCUACCCCAGCCUCCAACUUCACCCCAGCCAAAGUGAUGCCUCCCCCUGUCUCCACCCCCACCCCAGCCAGAGUGAUGCCUCACCCAGCUUUCAACUCCACCCCAGCCAAAAGGAUGCCUCCACCAACCUCCAUCCCAACCAAAGUAGAAACCAUGCCCUACGAGGUCAAUAGCUACGGGGGGAAGACCAGAAUGGUCACCCCAUCCCACACCACCCCCUCCCCCAUUACCACCCCUGACAUCCUCGCACACACUCUAGUGAGGUCCCCCAGCAAAGCUUCAUCCCCAGUGCCUUCUCAAGCCCCCAGACCUUUCUGCUACAGCACUCCCCCUAGCUCCAACAGGGUGGUGGCGUCUCCCCCGGAGCCCCGGCCGAAGUCCGCCGUCUCCAAGCCGUCCUUCCGCUCCCAAGGGAUCACUGUGCAGUUCUCCGGACGGGGAGUGUCGGAUGAGUCGCGCAGGGAUGCGCUGCGGAAACUGGGACUGCUGAAAGACACUUUCUAACUCUGUCUUCCUUCUUUCAUUGUCUCCUCUGCAUAACCUCCACUCAGAUUCCAGAUGGGACAGGCGCAACUAAUGUCUCCGAGGUGUGGCAGGAGAGGAUACCUACAUUACUGUGGAAUGAAACAGGUUCCUGGUUGAAACCCGGCACACCAGGUUCUGAGCCAAUGAAUGCUGACAAACGAGUCCGACGCGUCACAUGGCCUAGUUGACAAAUGAGCACGCGUACGUUUUUCUUUUCUUCAAAUACACACACGCGCACGUCAAACACAUACGUGCACAUGCACUCAUAACCCACAAAUACAUUCACCCAGCAACUCCCACACUCCCACGGAGCUGUUGUAUGCAUCAAAGCUCCGUCUCUUUAUUGUGCUCUAUUUAACUGUAAUCCUACUCAGUGUUUUACAUUGCCUCUGAACCAAGACGUGGUUUUUCCGCUACAUCGCAGUCGACAUGUACCUCCUAUUGUAUUCUCUGGGCCAAAACAGACAAAAAACAGACCUGUGCAAAAGGGGAACGCAGACAGCUGAAUGUCUUUGGCAUUGGCACAUUUGGCAGAGACAGACGUUUUACUCCCUUCACCUCCUUCUGAUGUCACAUACUCAGCUACCAGUGAGAAUCCUUUCAUACUCUCACUCUCCAAAGAUGGAUUUAUAUACCCCCCCCCCCAAAAAAAACAAACAUUUACUUUGUAUGACACUAUAUUGAUUACUGAUCGGUUUGAGGCUGGUACUGCUGGUACUGAUAAAGUGAACUUGAAUCAUUAUAAACUGACAUUGAAGUCACCUGAGAACUGAAGAGCCUCACAGCAUGUUAUUUUGUUAACCGAUAUGAGCAUUGUUGUAUCUCACCAUACAGUUCUUAUGAGCAUGAACAAGGACGUGGCUUAUUUCCUGGUAGAAUGAGGUUGAAUUAGAAUGUACCUAUAUUCCCUGUGAGGACGGUAACCAUCCUACUCACGCAUAUUGAUUAUAUUUUACUAUAUAGGUAUUUAUGCACCCAAUGAUUCCCACUGCUGCCUUAUGGUAUGUUGAAGACAGGUCACUCGGAAGGGGCUACAUUCCUUCAGGUAAGAGCAAAGCUUAUAAACGUAACGAUUGAUUGACAUAGCAAGCAAACUAAGCAGCAAUUAAAAUAGUUUACAUUCAUUUACCUCAUAUGCUCAGCUCUAAGGAUAUCACAUUAUUGGAAGUUCUGAAGUGACCCCAUGUGUUUAUCUCCUCAUAUGACAUUUGUGUGACUGUAAGUCACAGAAAAGAACCCAGGCUUGAGUUUUUAGGAAAGGAGUGAUAUGUCACUACACCGCUGGCUAAAGGGUAUUUUUUACUCCAUGGACGUGCCUCCCACACAAAACCACUGAAUGUGGUUUGAAAAGUAGACUUUUACUACUUUGAGGGUGGAGAAAUGUACUUAGUGAGGACUGGCAAGGGCUUGUAAUGCCCAAAACACAAACACCGAAGCCACAGAAUCCAGAAAUACUCACAAGGACCAUUUCCUUUUGUUCAUGUAUGCUGCAUUUGCAAUAUGUAAUUGAACUGUCAUCAUAACUGAUGCCUCUUGUUUCUCUCUGGACUGCAGCUAUAUUGGUACAUAACCCUGUGUGUGUGUGUGUGUGUGUGUGUGUGUGUGUGUGUGUGUGUGUGUGUGUGUGUGUGUGUGUGUGUGUGUGUGUGUGUGUGUGUGUGUGUGUGUGUGUGUGUGUGUGUGUGUGUGUGUGUGUGUGUGUGUGUGUGUGUGUGUGUGUGUGUGUGUGCGUGCUCGGGUGUGUCUGUGUGAAACAUGUUUGUCCAUUUUAGAGUUUUAUUUGAUGAAAAAAGUCAGACUCCGGUUUUGUAGUUCAUCUACAAUAACUCAUGAAGGAUCCUGUGUUACACCAUGCACACAUUAUUGUGGUUGUGUGAGUGAAACAUAUUUAACUAUUAAUAUCUUGACUCCGGUUUUGUAGUAUAUCUACAGUAACUCUUGAAGUAUCUAAUACACACAAACACACACUGGGGGAAAUAUACCUGUAGUUUGCAGACCCAGAGCGAGAAACAAAAAAGCCUCACGGACAACAUCUUUAUUUGACAUUCAAUUAACAUUUACAAAUUGUCAACUUAAGUUGCUGGUAUGGUACAACAGCGCCUUCAUAUGUUUUGCUCAUUGUCAUAUUGUACACAACGUCUAAUGUACAUCUGUGUCACUUAAUAAAGAGAGUAAUAUACAUGA
Messenger RNA from Oncorhynchus gorbuscha (pink salmon), 4563 nucleotides. RefSeq names its product proline-rich protein 36-like. The transcript has 4 exons. Lineage: Eukaryota; Metazoa; Chordata; Actinopteri; Salmoniformes; Salmonidae. The record is from RefSeq and is a predicted model, not a curated record. Bases 385 to 2358 code for a protein of 657 amino acids.